Messenger RNA from Scaptodrosophila lebanonensis, 381 nucleotides. RefSeq lists its product as uncharacterized. The transcript has a single exon. The record is from RefSeq and is a predicted model, not a curated record. NCBI's taxonomy places the organism in Eukaryota, Metazoa, Arthropoda, Insecta, Diptera, Drosophilidae. Bases 1 to 381 code for a protein of 126 amino acids.
AUGGAUAUGUAUUUAAUUAGACCCUUGCGGCGUGGCUACAUGGCCCACUUGGAUUAUCAAAUGCGUUUGGCCAAUGCGAAAUCCUUUCAAACCAUGUUUAGCAACAAAUUCGAUUUUUGUAACACGUUGGGUAGCAUGAAGGAUAGCAUAAUAAAGCAUUGGUUCAAGAUAAUGAUGCAAUACGGGAACAUUAUGCCAAACUGUCCCAUGGAGGCCGGGCACUAUUAUAUCCGCAACUGGACAAUGGGAAGUACGAUUGCGCACAAGUUCCUUCAUCCCGCAGAAUAUCGAUGCAUUGCCCGUACCUAUUAUGGCAAAUACAAGUCCAAGACGGAGGAUCAUGUAAUCACAUUUCAAAUAGAAGCAGAGCUGAUGAAUUAA